AUGUCUCAAGAUGCCGAUCUAUCCCUAUCCUUCCAUCUGCACGCGGAACUUCUCCCCAACAUCCGCCAAGUGACACUCUACAUUUCACUUCCUCAAGAUGAGAAAAUAAACAAUCUACAGCCAGAGGUUUCGCUUACCGAGUCCCGACGUGCGGUGACAGUGUCGCUCCCUGAACCGUUCCAGGAUGCGGUUGAGACGAUCAAGUUGCCGGCUCGUGUUGGUGAGGCGUCUCGGCGCGUCUUGCGGAUGGGUAAAUUGGGUGGGGAUAUCGCACAGAAUAACAAGACAGAAUCAGAGAGAAGGGAAUUUUCGUUCAGAAUGCCGAUUGAUGCCGAUGAAGUGCCCUUUGUGCCUCGAGAAGAGGUUAUAGAUGACUUUGUGCCGUGGACUGCCGCAGAUAUGUCGUCGUCGACUAAAUUACGCUGUCGAAAGUGUGGGAAUAUGAUUUUGAAUGCCCCGGAAUUUGAUAAUGAAAGCGGUACACGCACAGGGUGGGUAUGGAAAGACCUCCCUAGCGGUAAUUGGGCCGAGAUGAUGGAUUUCUGGCAUUGCCACAAGCCUGAUACGCAUGAGGACGAUAAAGAGCCCGGGGGCGAGGCACAGAAUGAUCUAGUCAAGGGUUAUGGUGCGGCAAACCAACUUGUGGCGAUACCAGGGACUGUCCUAGUGGAUGUGGCAACUUUCCUGGUCGCACAAGGCGAUUGUAAGGGGUUAAAAAAGGUUCAAGAUGAGAGCUCUAAAGCAUCAUCCGCAAACACCAAAAGAGUGAAUAUAACCUGCCAACAAUGUGAUACGCUUGUAGGCCUGGAAGACCCCAUGGCCGAUGGAUGGAGACUUCUCAAAGCGAAUCUCUCCGCAAACACACAGCCAGCUGAGGGCAUUGAAACAGAAGAGCCGACUUGGACAAGCCACCCAACGGAGACCGUGGUAGCCGCUCAGCUGCUAGAAUUGAUUGAGAGAGAAAGCGCUCGAAGAUUCGCCGUCCAUUGUGGACAGAAGAAUGGACUCCUGCUUUGGGUCUUCAAUCCAGAUCUCCGGUAUUCCAAUUCUGGCGCAGACCACAGCACAACUGCCCAGCGAGGCAUGAAGGUCUUCUUUCGGGAUACGCCCAAUGUCGACGACGUUAUCAACCCAGAGCAAGGAAAGGCGUCUUCCUUAUCUCUGGAGGAGUUGGAACUGCCAUCGAGUAUCUUCGCUGCCGUCUCUGAAUGCCUGAUAAGAAGCAGUGAAACGUUACCAUCAUCUGCAAGGCACUUUCGAGAAUGGAGAGUGGGACUGUUGAAUCGAUUCGAACGGCCAGGGAGGGGUUGA
Molecule: messenger RNA, 1311 nt
Organism: Aspergillus wentii DTO 134E9
Lineage: Eukaryota; Fungi; Ascomycota; Eurotiomycetes; Eurotiales; Aspergillaceae
Product: HECT-type E3 ubiquitin transferase
Exons: 3
Coding region: 1-1311 (436 amino acids)
Biological process (GO): protein autoubiquitination; protein monoubiquitination; proteasome-mediated ubiquitin-dependent protein catabolic process
Cellular component (GO): ubiquitin ligase complex; cytosol; nucleus
Molecular function (GO): ubiquitin conjugating enzyme binding; ubiquitin protein ligase activity; cyclin binding
Source: RefSeq, a predicted model, not a curated record